This is a messenger RNA of Selaginella moellendorffii, 4122 nucleotides long. RefSeq lists its product as uncharacterized. The transcript has 6 exons. NCBI's taxonomy places the organism in Eukaryota, Viridiplantae, Streptophyta, Lycopodiopsida, Selaginellales, Selaginellaceae. The record is from RefSeq and is a predicted model, not a curated record. The coding region runs from base 23 to 4096 and encodes 1357 amino acids.
CUUAGCUAGGGUUGUGGGUGCGAUGAAGGAAAUGGUGGAUUUGCCGCCCCGGCUGCUGGGCGACACCACCAAGUGCGUAGACGGCGAGCUCCCGGUGAUCAUGCCCACUGUGCUGCUGCCCCCGGCUCCCAAAUUCAAAUGGGGGGACUUCGAGGAGGAGGAGGAGGAGGAGGAGGCGGCGGCGGCGGUGGAGGAGGAGGCACCGUCACUCCCUGCUGGCGGCGACAAGGAUGAAUCCACUACCAGGGCAGCGGAGGAGGAGGAAGAAGCUGUUGCUACAUCAGUUGCGGAGGAGGAUCAGCGUGUUUCGUCACCCAAUGCGCACAAUGUUGGUGAAGCUCCUGUGGACAUGGACAACAGCGUCGCCAUGGAAACAUUCAGGAUUUGUGCCCGAGGAGCCCCCGCGGCCCCCGCCCCUGCCGAGUCGGGCGGAGAGAAGAAGGAAAGGUUUCGGCACCGCCUGUGGUGCUAUCUGUUUGAGAACUUGAAUCGCGCCAUCGACGAGCUCUACUUCCUGUGCGAGCUGGAAUGUGACAUGGAGCAGAUCCACGAGGCUCUCCUGGUUUUCAACGAAGCUGGCCUGGACUUCAGCGAGCUCAAGGCUAGAGUUGGAAACUUCGAAACGCUCAAGAAGAAGAAAGCCGGUUCUGGACAAGCCAUGGACAGCAGUGAUGCCACAAAGGUGGAGCAACGACCGCAUGCUAUCGCUUGGGAGGUGCGUAGAAUGGCAUCCUCUCCUCGUCGUGCCGACAUCCUUUCCCUGUCGCUUGAGGCUUUCAAGAAAGUGCACAAUGGAACAAGCAGCAAACAGCACGAGAGCCCGCAUCACACAAGUCGCAGGAGUGCCGUUCGGUUUCUGUCCUUUGGGCAAGACACCAUGCCCGUGGUGAACGAUAAUGCUGCUGCUACAGAGGAGCGGGAGGAGAAACAGGCACUAGCGCCGCAUGGCAAGGGGCAGGAGCUGCACAAGGACGUCGACAAAGUGGCGGCGGCGGCAAUCGACGUGAAGAAGCUGGACUAUCCUCCAUGCAAGGAGGACGUUAAGCCUUCUCAGGCCGGCGACCAUGAUGCAAGUCCAAGGCCUUUGCGCUGCGAUGGAAAAGUCAGUUCGAACCCGGCGGCUUUGGAAGCAUGGAAGGAGAAGAGAAACUGGGAGGAUAUCCUAUCCUCCCCUCUGGGAAACGUACCCAAGGCAUCUGCUUCUCCUGGAGGUGGUGGAAGGAAAAGUACCGAGCGUGGUCGCGUUCUGCAUGACAAGCUCAUGUCACCGGAACGCAAGAAGAAGUCCCCCAUGGAGAUGAAGAAAGAAGUUGACGAGAAGCAAGCACGGGCCACAAGAAUCAGAAGAGAACUUGAAAAUGAACGAGCUCUUCGUCUCCAGCGCACAACCGAGAAGCUCAAUCGUGUCAGUGAAUGGCAAGCUGUCCGAAGCACGAAGUUGAGAGAAGGAAUGCAUGCACGCCAACAGCGGGGAGAGUCGCGGCAUGAGGCGCACCUCGCACAGAUCGCAAGGAGGGCCAGUGACGAGAGCAGCAAAGUGAGUGAGGUGCGGUUCAUCACGUCACUCAACGAGGAAAACAAAAAGUUGUCCCUCCAGCAAAAGCUUCAAGACUCAGAGGUAAGGCGGGCGGAGCGGCUCCAGAGCCUCAGAAUCAAGCAGAAGGAAGAUGUUGCCAGAGAAGAGGCUGCAAUGGAGCGCAGGAAGCUUCUCGAGGCUGAAAGGCUGCAGCGUAUUGCAGACACGCAGCGGAAAAAGGAAGAAGCCCAGGCUAGGAGGGAGGAGGAGCGCAAGGCUGCUAGUGCUGCCCGGGAGGCACGCGCCGUGGAACAAGUCCGGAAGAAGGAAGUAAGGGCCAAAGCGCAGGAAGAGGAGGUGGAGCUGCUGAGGCAAAAGUUGGCCGAGCGUCUGCGCGAGAGUGCUCUCCGUCGGAAAAUAUACCUGGAGCAGAUCCGGGAGAGGGCUGUUAUGGACACGCGGGAGCAGGGUUCACCACUGUCGAGGCGGCCUUCUAGCAGAGAGGGUGGACAGGCCGGCCGCGCUCCAGCCCCUCUAGCCAACGACGCUCCUCCUGAGGUUUGUGAGAUGCGGCUUGUUGGACCGGUCAAGUUCUCUCCAAAUGCGAAUGCAGCAUCGACUACCACGGCUAGUUCCGAUGGCCAUCACCUCAAGAAGCGGAUAAAGAAAAUACGACAGAGGCUGACCACCAGGAGAUUUGACUUUGUUGAGACGCCCGCUCCCGGGGUGGAGAGCUCCAGCAGGUCUAAGCUAGGACGCUGGGUACAGGAGUUGCAAAGGCUCCAGCAAACAAGGAAAGCUGGGGCUUCGGCAACUGUCCAGAUUGUUGCGGAAAUCAUCAAGCACCUCGAUGGGAAAGAGGCUGAACUGCACGUUGCCCGCCACACGGGCCUUGUUGACUUCAUUGCUACGGCACUUCCUGCCUCUCAUACCUCAAAACCGGAGGCCUCACAGACUACAGUCGCCCUUCUCAAACUAUUGGUGGUCUUGCUCACGCUUCCUGCAAACCGAAGCUAUUUCUUGGCGCGAAACUUGCUGCCGCCUCUGGUACCCAUUCUAUCCACUGCGCUCGAGAAUUACAGCAGUGUGGGCUGCUCGGCCAGCAGCAGCACGGGUGACAAGCUGGUUGUGGACGACAAGUUCAAUGCGGUUGGGGAGGUCCUGGAAGACCUGCUCAAGUGCGUCACCCACGUCAUGGGACAUAGCUCUUCGGAUGAGCGGCAGCUGCAAAUGCAGGACGACCUGGUGGAGCUCAUUGUAGCCUGUGACAUCAUUCAUCGCCUCCGCAACUUGUUUGCACUCUUUGACAGGCCACAGGUUGAAGGGGCGCCCUUCCCACCACCCGUACUUCUCGGCCUCAAGCUACUCGACACACUGACGCGAGGAAAGACGCUGACGGCGGCACAGUCUCCGUCCAGUAUGGCAGCUCAAUUCUUCUACUUUCAAAAGUUGAUGGGAAUGAAGAGGCCGGCCGAAGUACAGGAGUUGCCGUUUGACGAGCUCGAGAGCAACCGCCAUCCACCAGACUGCGCUUAUAGCUGCAGCGAACCUGCCGAGGACCCGCUAGUCGAGGCUGACUGCACUUCCAAAUUGGAUGCAGGAACGAGCAACAGGGACGAACUGAGGAGACAAUCGUACGCGAGUAAAUCUGUCGGCUUUCUUCUCGUGGCCAUUGCCGAGACUGGAAUGGUCGGCCUUCCCUCACUGCUUACCGCCGUUCUGUUGCAGUCUAAUCCAAGAGCUGCUUCCACUGACCAGGCCUUGCCGUUGAACUUUGAAGAGGUUGCUACCAGUGUUCUCAGGGUUCUUAACAACACCGCAUGCCUAGACCUCUCUCUAGUGCAGAACAUGUUGGCAAUGCCAGAUUUGAAGAUGGAAUUUUUCCAUCUGGUUAGCUUCUUGUUAUCGUACUGCACUGGCAAGUGGAGAACUACGACGGAUCAGGUGGCAUCACUGCUACUCGAAACGCUUCUACUUCUUGGCUAUUUUGCUCUCUUGCACACUGGGAACCAAGCAGUACUUAGGUGGGGUAAAAGCCCGACGAUUCUGCACAAGAUAUGUGAUUUGCCAUUUGCGUUCUUUAGUGAUGCCGAGCUCACACCGAUUCUAGUCGGCACGCUUCUGGCCGCAUGCUACGGGAGUGAGCGCAACAGGGAUGUCAUCCAGCAAGAACUGAGCAUGGAGCUGGUGCUUUCCGUGUUGAGAUCCUCUAGAGGACAAACUGAGAGCAGCAAGGCAGGCAUUCAGAGUGCGGAAGCCAUGCUAAAUGCAGCUGCCGUCCAGCAGCAGGUGGUGAGACGCAUGGAUGUCAUUACUGAGGAAUGCGACGAGGAAAUGCAACACAAAGAGCAGCAGCUACCAGGGGCUACUGCUAGUACUGAAGACCGAAGCCUCGACGAGUUCUCAGAGGUAACAUCGGGUCGGCGGUCAGUAGUAGCAAGCAAGAAUGGCAUCAAGGCAAAGAAGGUACAAAGGCCUAGGUGUCAAGAGUGCAACCGGGAUUCCCUUGUUUUUCUGUUAGAGAACCGGUUUCCAUCUAGUUUGUGGGACAACGCAAUUGAUUUCUUCUCAAUGAGAUAGGUAGGACACCCUGGACAAAAAAGAAA